Knipowitschia caucasica is the source of this 2121-nucleotide messenger RNA. NCBI's taxonomy places the organism in Eukaryota, Metazoa, Chordata, Actinopteri, Gobiiformes, Gobiidae. The record is from the annotation of a GenBank genome assembly.
AUGGACAACCAUCGGGGCCAAGGAGACCACCGCCGCACUCCGACCCACGCUGGAGGUGGAGACCACUCAUUUUCUGUUCGUCACCUUGAAGAUCGGGUUUAUCUUCCCUUCCCUCCGCAGGGUUUCUAUCCCCCGCAGGUGGUCCUCCCUCCGCAGGGUUUCUAUCCCCCGCAGGUGGUCCUCCCUCCGCAGGGUUUCUAUCCCCCACAGGUGGUCCUCCCUCCGCAGGGUUUCUAUCCCCCGCAGGUGGUCCUCCCUCCGCAGGGUUUCUAUCCCCCACAGGUGGUCCUCCCUCCGCAGGGUUUCUAUCCCCCGCAGGUGGUCCUCCCUCCGCAGGGUUUCUAUCCCCCACAGGUGGUCCUCCCUCCGCAGGGUUUCUAUCCCCCGCAGGUGGUCCUCCCUCCGCAGGGUUUCUAUCCCCCACAGGUGGUCCUCCCUCCGCAGGGUUUCUAUCCCCCGCAGGUGGUCCUCCCUCCGCAGGGUUUCUAUCCCCCACAGGUGGUCCUCCCUCCGCAGGGUUUCUAUCCCCCGCAGGUGGUCCUCCCUCCGCAGGGUUUCUAUCCCCCGCAGGUGGUCCUCCCUCCGCAGGGUUUCUAUCCCCCACAGGUGGUCCUCCCUCCGCAGGGUUUCUAUCCCCCGCAGGUGGUCCUCCCUCCGCAGGGUUUCUAUCCCCCACAGGUGGUCCUCCCUCCGCAGGGUUUCUAUCCCCCGCAGGUGGUCCUCCCUCCGCAGGGUUUCUAUCCCCCACAGGUGGUCCUCCCUCCGCAGGGUUUCUAUCCCCCGCAGGUGGUCCUCCCUCCGCAGGGUUUCUAUCCCCCACAGGUGGUCCUCCCUCCGCAGGGUUUCUAUCCCCCGCAGGUGGUCCUCCCUCCGCAGGGUUUCUAUCCCCCACAGGUGGUCCUCCCUCCGCAGGGUUUCUAUCCCCCGCAGGUGGUCCUCCCUCCGCAGGGUUUCUAUCCCCCACAGGUGGACUACCUUCCGCAGGUGGACUACCGUCCGCAGGGUUUCCAUCCCCCGCAGGUGGACUACCGUCCGCAGGGUCUCCAUCCCCCGCAGGUGGACUACCGUCCGCAGGGUUUCUAUCCCCCACAGGGGGACUACCUUCCGCAGGUGGACUACCGUCCGCAGGGUUUCUAUCCCCCACAGGGGGACUACCUUCCGCAGGGGGACUACCGUCCGCAGGGUUUCCAUCCCCCACAGGUGGACUUCCUUCCGCAGGGGGACUACCGUCCGCAGGGUCUCUUUCCCCCGCAGGUGGACUACCCUCCUCAGGGCUUCAACCCCCCGCAGGUGGACGACCCUCAGCUGGUGGUUCUCCCUCCGCAGGCGGAUGUUGUGGAUCCUAAUGUUCAGCCUCCCUCUCCUCCUCUUUCUUCACCUCCUGAUUCUCCUUACUUUCUUUGUCCUUCCCCAGCACCUUCCUCUCCGGCUCCCACAUCUCCCUCUUCUUCCUGCUCUUCUGAUUUUUCCGCCUCAGAUUUCCAGAGCCCUGAGGAGUUCCUGAACGCUUUUGUCCAGACUCUGGAUUCAGCUCCUGCCUCCCCCACUACUUCUCCUCAUCAGGUUCCUGCUAGUCAUGGUGCAGCCGCCUCUUCCCCUCCUGUUUCUGCCCCUCCUUCUCCUUUUCUUUCCUCCCCAUCAGGUCCAGCCUCUCCCUCUUCUCCUUCUGCGCCUUCCUCAUCAUCUUUUUCUGCCUCUGAUUUCCAGAGCCUUGAGGAGUUCCUGGACUUUUUUGUGCAGACUUUAGAUCCAGCUCCUGCCUCCCCCAUGGUUUCUCCUCUUCAGGUUCCUCUCAUCCUUGGUGCAGCUGUCCACUCUCCUCCUGGCAGUGCUCCUCCUUCUCCCCUCCUUGCCUCCCCCUCACACUCUUCCUCCCCAGAUCCAGAGGAGUUGGUUUUAGGUCCAGACCUCCCUUCUCCCUCUGUGUCAGAUGUCCGUGACCCAGAUUGCCCUACAGUUCCUAACACUGCUUCUCCCACUCCCUCUUCUUCCCACAAACGUAGCAGGUCCGAGUGCUCUGCUGAGAACAGCUCCAAGAGGCGGCGCUGCUCGUCUCCUGCUCCGGCCUUCUCCCCCCUCUCCCCUGCUCCCUCUUCUUCCUCCCGCUCUCCUUCGUCCUAA